UGUUUACAUUUUUGAACUGCGCGAUUUAUAUUUUUACAAAGUUUUAUUAAAAAACAAGUACAAGACUUUACAAUGAAUGAAAAAUGUAUUUCUUCAUUACAUAUACAAAAAUUAGGGCACGAAAUUCAAGAAAUCCGCGAACGGGCCCUUCUGAACAUCGUCUCGAAACUGGAUCAUGGUUUCCAAUUCGACAACGAUCUAGCCAGAAGCAAAGAAAUUUUAACAAAGUUGUUUGACUGGUUUUUGUUUGAUCCAUGCACGAAACAAGAGCUUGUUUUUGCACUUAUCAAACGUAUUUUAAAGUCUGAGAGCGGCAAAACUCUACUGAACCACCACGGGACCCACAUUUUCAAAAAAGAUGUCAAACAAAUCCGUACUUAUGUUGAACCACGGUACUAUCCUCAUCUUGAUGAAAUUUUACAAAUAUUGGACGACAAUACCGUGGUUGUGCCACCGCUGGAGACUGACGUGCCGCUGAGUUACCGGACGGGACAGUCUGACUUUAGUGGAAGACCUGUAGGGACAACUGCGACCACGAUUGAGGGUUUUGUGCAACAAGACAGUUCAGUACAUCAACGAAACACACCGCAAAUUGUGUCAAGCGACAGGAGUCCUUUAAUUGACGCAAUUUGUCCUUUAAAGUGGCAGUCGUUAAUAGAAGCAGACCGUCACGUUCUGCAGUCAAUUGAAGACGCUUUAAAAAACCCACCACAACCGGCGUCCCUCCUUCAUUCGGCUGAAUUUUUCUCAAAUAUUUUGUUGCACGAUUUUCCAGCGGAAGUGUUUUUGCAACGACCCAACAUUGUUCUUAGUUUUCAUGAUUUAAUUAAUAGUUGUCCUUCAACCAGAGUUGUGAAUUCUGUUUUAAACUGUUUAAUUGAUUUAACUAAAGCGUUGCAAGUCAGAAUUAACUACUUCAAUGACCCUUGUCUAUACACCACAAAGGAAAAUGGUUAUUCCUACGCCAAUUCUAGAUCAAGCACCCCGGAUUCGUGUUCUCGAAAAACCGCCUCAGGCCAGUCAGACGACAUUUCUGGAAGAUACGAAAACGUAGACUACUUAAAAACACAACAACUAUCGUUCCCGCACUAUUGUUUUUCAACUUUUAAAUGUAUGUUUAAAUAUUUGUGUGUAAAACCGGAGAGUUUUAAGUCUAGUAGAAGAAAAAACAACCAGAAAGGGGUUAACCUAGCUUUAGCGAUAUUGGAUGAACUUUUAAAUCUUGUCACAAUUCUUUUCGGCCCUGGCGUCUGGAAUGAUCGAACUCCUUUGAUUCUAGAAAUCCGCAAACAAAUUAAUGACGUUUUAAUAAGUUAUGGCGCGACGUUGGAAUAUUUUAGAAUCGAGGCGACCAGUGAUGAUUCAGAUUUAAAUAUUCGCGCUAUUCAACUAUGUUUUUUACACAAUUGUGCCAAUUUUUUAUCAAGAAUGAUCCCGUUGUCACAAACCGGGCUUAUUUUACCCAGAAACCUAAAAAACGCACUUGCCAAUAGUCUAGUAGACGUGACUUUAUCCAAAUUGUAUCCAAAUUUGUACAACACUCUCUUGAAUUAUGUACAGAGUUUUAAAAUCGGUUUAGACAACGACUCGCUAGUUAAGUAUACCGAAACUAACCGAAUUUGUGACAGUAUGACCGCUGCCGUCCAUUUUAUGAAACACUCGAAAGCCCUAGAUGCCCAUGAAGGGAUUGAUUUGGCAAAAAAGGCCCUACCAAGUCUCGAGUUUCAUAAAAAUAUGGUUUUUGUAAAGCGAGUCGUUGAACUGUGUGCCACCAAACUUCCUCUAUAUCCGCACGAUGAAGAAUUGUUAGAAAAAUUUGAGUUUGUUAUUUUAAAAUUGUUGGGCCACAAUUUAGAACCAGUUAGAGAAGAAACGUAUAAAUUGUGCCAGAAACGAGUAAUUGCGGCAAUCGGGCCCAAAUUAAACACUUCCUGUGUGGGGGUUCCAGGUGCCCAAAUUUUAUUUCUAUGUCGGUGUAAGGUUCUGGUUGAAAUGGCCUGUCACGGAUUGACUAGUGGCAACCCCCAAAUAAGAAACCACUCAGAAGACAUUAUAAUUCACAUAAUUAAGUGCAAAAUACUCGUUUCUGAAGACAUAUGGAACACAAUUAUUGAAGCUUUGAUUGGAGCUUUACCCAUUUUGUUGUGUCAUGCUAACAAGAAGUCGUCUUUGGGGAGAAGUUUGUUGAAUAUGAUUGACCCCGACACGGCUGAGUCUUUAUAUUUACCUAAAACCGAAAUGAUUAAAGGUAACAUAAUUAUUCUUUUUGGGCCUGAGUCUUCUAUGAGAGAAGAAGCUUUUUCGCGCUUGUGUUGGCUUCUGGCCACUCAAACCGAUUCAAGAGAACUGCUUCCACGACUCAACAAUUUGUAUGAUAAAGCUCUACCCCACGUGUGUCAAAUUCAGCGUAUCAUAGACAUCAACAAAAUUCGAACAACGCAGCACUUUUAUCAGCCGAGUAGUUUGCAACAAGUUCUAGAGCUUUUGAAGUCCCCGAACGUGGAACCGGUGAUCCGCAGAUCCGCCCUAACUCAAACCAGCGUGAUGAUGGAAGACCCUUUGUUACACACCACCUUUUUGAUAAAUGGAGGUUUAGAAAUAGUUCUAGAAGUGAUGAGAGGCGCUCUUGUUGAAAAAAACUACAACGAUUAUCCCGAUUCGGUCAUUCCAGCGAUUAGUAUAUUGAAAAAUGUGUGUUUUUACCAAACUAGUGCAAGACAGAGUUUGUGUGAGGACGCCGACGUGUUCUACAACAUUUUAAGAAGUCUUUUUAUGUUUUUUACUGAAGAAAAAGUCAAACAGGACGCUGUUAUUUUGUUGUUUUUGUUGAUUUUUAACAAUGUUAUUAAAGGGACGCCUUCUAAAGCUACGUUUUCGGUACCCUAUUUGCUCAGUCAGAAGUUACAGGUGCCUUUUACGUGUGACACUCACUGGGAGAUUAGCCAGUAUUAUGAGGCUAGUCUUGUGGAUUUAAUUACGUCGGACCGAUGGUGUCUAAGUUCACUCCAAAUACAGUGGAAUUGUGAAAUGUUUGGGGGUUUAGAUGAACUACUACGGUGGACAAAAGUCACCUAUACUGAUAACAACAUAACCGACUUGUUAAAACUAAAAGACUACGAUUUAUCGCGUCUCAAAGCAUCAAGCACAGACUACUACAUCCAAAAACACUUAGUGGACAUCCAAAACGGAACAGUCCACGACUUCGUCAUCCACUCAAUUAACAAACUAACAACGUAUGUCCAAUUAUGUACAGCAGUACCCAAACGCGAUACCUUUUUUGAGCAUCCAUGGGAAGCCACUUUUUCCCGUUUUUUAAAAAUCCUUCCAUCCAGCGAGGAAGACGCCAAACUCUUAAGCAACGUUUUGAAGUUUCUAAAGUACUUAGCACCCUUCUAUAAGUCAUCAGAAGACUCUUUCUGGUUGCCACAAUUAUUAAAAAACCCCUCAAACUGUCUCCUCGACUUGAUAACUGUCGAACAGUCCACGAACGAAGAUUUUAAAACACUCAGUCAAGACUUGCUGACUCUCAUAACAUUAUGUUCCUCACAAGAGCAACAUUUUUUGGAUUAUUACAACCACACCAACCACCGAGUUUCAAAAAAUGACAUCGAAUCGUGGCGCAACGUCAUCGAAAUAAUCUCAAACAGUCUUAAAUUUAACGACAGCACUCAUUUUUACAACCUGUCCUAUUUGGACAAUUUGCUGACCUGUUUGGUUCACCUCACGGCCAGUUUGGGCUGGAGUGACACCAAACCGAGUUCGCCCCCUAAAAAAAUCCUCUUCGAGUUGGUCGAUUCGUUAUGCGAAUUAGUGGUGGUGUUUCAUUGUGGCAAAGGUCCGACUGCCACCGUUUCAGUGAUGGGUUUAAGCAUAACUCGGAAUGUUAUUUUAAUACUGAAUCACUUGAUAGCUGAAAUGCAGAGCUCGAAAAUGAAGAAUUGGGAACGAUGUUUUAUGGACGUGGAAGAACAGGAGUGGUUGAAGAGUUUUCUGGUGUUGUGGUCCAGCAGAGACGUUUUGUUACGUGCUGGAGCUCUACAGUUUUUUGCAGGGUUGUCGAGUUCUCCUAUGUUGGCAAUAAAUAUGGUUAAUGAGUUGAAAGAGGAGAAUCGAGGGGUGUGGCACUUAGCUUUGAGUUUACUGAUGGACAAUGAUGAAGCUAGUAUAGUUCGCGAGAAUUGUGCGUUUCUAUUGGCCAAUUUGUUAAGUCACACGGUUAGUCACACUGAUAGAACACUAGUGACGAGUCUAAUUCCAAAUACUAUGAGAAAGGGUAAAGAUGAAGUGGCCACAAUUUUCGAUCUUUUAGAUGAUUAUCUCUUUUUUAAAAACGUAGCGACUAUAUUAACCCGACUGUACACAACGAGUGUGAGCAACUUUGACACCAAAAGUGCUACAGAUUUAGUCGAAACUAACACUCAAUUCGAUUAUUCAUCUAGCAGUCGUACGACUGUGAUUUUUUCGCCUGUGACGCCAUCUUUCGUCAAGUCUCUCGCAACCUUACUUUUAAGCCUACUUAACUUAAGUGAAGACCGACUGAGUUACAAAUUAGUGGAUUUUGGUGUCGUUAAGUUGCUAUUUAAGUGUAUAUGCAACACCUUGAUUGCAAUAAACAACACGAAAAAGUUGUCUCUGUAUUGCGAAAUUUUGGAAAUGAAUGCCACCGUUUGCGCUCUGUUGAGUCAAGUGGCCAAUGCCAAUUUCACUUGUUUGGGGACUCUGUUGCACACGAAGGACUGUCUAACAGUUGUGGUGUCACUCUUAAACCCCAGUAGAUAUCAUACACAUCUUCCACAAUUGAUAUAUUUACGGAAUCGAGUGUGGAGCGAAAUUUUCAAACUUUUAUCAGCUCUGACAACUUUCGAAACUCAAACCGAGCUUUCAGACGAAGCUCUUCGUAUAUUAUCGCAAACAAUUGAAGAUUCGGGGCGAGAAGCCUUCAUUGAAACGGUCUGCGAAGCAACGAAAAGUCUAGCUUUUAAUGAUCUACAAAAUUCCGCUUUGUUAUCUCUUACGUCUCUUUUGAGCGUCGAAUCUCAACAAAUUUUCAAAAAACCACCCUCAACUCGUGACUCCUCGAUGCAAAACCUGCUCGACACAGUUCGCACUGUGUCGACGACGCCCGAGACCGACCGAAGCGACGAUUCGGUGAUCAUCGUCACCGAAACCGUAGCCGGAGCGGAACUCUGCAAGAUCCUUCUAAAUUUAUACGACUUAUGCAACUUAAAAGUAUCCAAAGAUUUGCUUCGCAAAAAGUCGAUGAUUACGUCAUCACUCACGUCGAUACUGUGCGUAUCGCACGAGGCCAAAAAAUACGCUUUGAAAGCAGGUUUACCGACCGCCACUAUUAAACAAAUGAAGGAGUUUUACGUAAAGUUGAGUCUAGAGUCGGUGGAUUGCUUGAGGAGAGUCUUGGAGAAGAAAAGGGUUUGUCCGGUGCUCAAAGAGCUGAACGAACUAGUCGGAUUGGUCACCAAUUUUAUGGUGGGGGAUGGAGCAGUGAAGAACAAAUUCGCGGAGUUGGGUUUGAGCGACUUCGUCCACAAAUUGUGGGUUUGGUUUGCUUUGCAAAACUCUCAUUUGGUGGAUGUGUUGAGGAUGUUGUGUACUUUUACCACGGACUGUGCGAUAGCGUGUCAGUCGCUGCCGCUGACGAGUUCGGUGGCGGGAAGCGGACCCAGGAAAAUUCCUAGUAAAAUUUCGCUUUUAAAUGUUGUUAUUGGUUUGGUGGAGAAAGAAAUGGACCAAGUGAGUAAAACUCACAAUUUGGGGGUGUUGAAGCUGUGUUUCGGGAUUUUGACGAAUUGCUGCUCAGUGUUGGAGUGCCGCAUAAUAAUCUCUAAAAGUACUUUAUUGACCAGUGUCUCGCGUUUGCACCCUGCCAUUACUAAAAAACAAAAACCGUGGGAUUUGGUAGAAUUGCUGUGGUUGGAGUUUCUGCAGACGUUUACGUUAUAUCCUGAAGGGCAGUCGAGUGUGGCCAAAAUUAAUGACGUUUUUGAUUUGCUAUUGGCGCUAACUUCAGCUUCCAAGGUGACUAAUAGGAGUCAGGCUUUAACGGUGCUGCGAAAUGUAGCGUUCUAUCAACCGAACCGAACGCGAUUAUUAACUUCAGAUGAUUUUUUAAAUUUGCUCAAAAAUAAACUGGAAUAUGGAAACAAGGAAGAAAAGUCGAUGGUCGUUCUAAUAAUGUGGUCUCUAGCAGCCAACAACCAAAAAGCCAAGAUUGUUUUCAAAGCCGCUAAACUCGACGCCCAAUUGCACCAGGUUUUGAAACACUAUCAGUUAUCAUCAGAAAUGAUACCCGGCGACGAUAUCGACACUAUUAAAUACGUUUUGAAUGUGAUAAGGGACGGCGAAAGGGAUUCAUGAUAUUUAGGAAUUUAUAUUGUUAUUUAUUAAGUAAUUUAUAAGAUACGAGAUUAAGUACAAUUAAAUUUUUUAUAUUUUUA
Zophobas morio is the source of this 6452-nucleotide messenger RNA. It is a transcript of the gene ana3, whose product is annotated as anastral spindle 3. Lineage: Eukaryota; Metazoa; Arthropoda; Insecta; Coleoptera; Tenebrionidae. Gene Ontology annotation, cellular component: centriole; centrosome; ciliary basal body. The coding region runs from base 73 to 6372 and encodes 2099 amino acids. Gene Ontology annotation, biological process: ciliary basal body organization; centriole replication; centriole-centriole cohesion. The record is from RefSeq and is a predicted model, not a curated record. The transcript is spliced from 22 exons.